AUGCUGUUUUUAUUAUGUAUUAUGGGCAUCGCCCUAUCGAUUCACAUUAAUAAUCAUGGUAAUUUUGUUGAUGAACCAAGAGCUGCAUUAUUUUUCAUCAGAAUGAAGUAAUCAGAAUAUUCCAUGACCAUAAUGUAGACUUCAUACCAGCUCCACAUUUCAUCAUAAUUGAUCAUCUCGGCAUUAUGA
Messenger RNA from Paramecium octaurelia, 189 nucleotides. The record is from the annotation of a GenBank genome assembly. Lineage: Eukaryota; Ciliophora; Oligohymenophorea; Peniculida; Parameciidae.